CGGGCCGGGCGCGGGCCCCGCGCUCCCGCCGCCCGUCACCACCGCCCCGCGCCCCCCGCCCCGCAGCCCGGCCCCCCGACCGGAGCAUGGCCCCCGGCAGCGCGACGGAGCCGGAGCGAGGGUGACCGCCCGCGGGGGACACUGUGCUGCUGCCGCUGGCCUCAGAGGACUUUUAUUAUAAUUACCAUCAUUGUUAUUAUUAUUAUUACUAGGUUUUUAAUUUUUUAAUUCUUUCGCGGGGCAGCGGUUUUUUCCUCCUCCUUCGGCGCGGUGGAAAACACACGUUUYAGACCAAAAUCCCAAACCAGCCCAUCCAUCCUCUUUGCUUUGCGCUUCGCAGCAACUUGGAGCCCGUUAAUUGCACUUGGCGAUGUUUUUUGGCGGAGGGGUGGAAGUUGGAAUCUUUUUAUUUCCUCCUCGGCCCCCCCUCCCGCGGGGCCGCCCCCCCGUGCCCGGCUGCCCCCCCCCGGGCCCCGCAGAGCCGCUCCGGAGGAGAGAGAGAGAAAAAACGCCCGGACUGCUCCAGCCUCCGAAAUGACUCAGUAACUUUUACGCCUCGAGUCUCAGCCCUGCAAUUAGGCACUUUCCCAGCACGGCUCGGGAUGUAUUCGUCUCCUCUCUGCCUGACCCAGGAUGAAUUCCACCCCUUCAUCGAGGCGCUGCUCCCCCACGUCAGGGCCUUUGCCUACACCUGGUUCAACCUGCAGGCCCGCAAGCGCAAGUACUUCAAGAAGCACGAGAAGAGGAUGACGAAGGAUGAGGAGAGGGCGGUGAAGGACGAGCUGCUGAGUGAGAAGCCCGAGGUGAAGCAAAAAUGGGCCUCGCGCCUCCUGGCCAAGCUGCGCAAGGACAUCCGGCCCGAGUGCCGCGAGGACUUCGUGCUCUCCAUCACGGGCAAGAAGCCCUCGUGCUGCGUCCUCUCCAACCCCGACCAGAAGGGCAAGAUGCGCCGCAUCGACUGCCUGCGGCAGGCGGACAAGGUGUGGCGGCUGGACCUGGUCAUGGUCAUCCUCUUCAAAGGGAUCCCGCUGGAGAGCACCGACGGCGAGCGCCUGGUCAAGUCGGGCCAGUGCACCAACCCCAUCCUCUGCGUCCAGCCCCACCACAUCAGCGUCUCUGUCAAGGAGCUCGACCUCUACYUGGCCUACUUCGUCCGUGAGAGAGAUGCAGAGCAGAGCAGCAGCCCACGGACAGGCAUCGGCUCGGACCAGGAGGACAGCAAACCCAUCACGCUGGAUUCGACAGACUUCCAGGAAAGCUUCGUCACCUCGGGUGUGUUCAGUGUCACCGAGCUCAUCCAGGUGUCCCGAACGCCGGUGGUGACGGGCACGGGGCCAAACUUCUCCCUGGGGGAGCUGCAGGGCCACCUGGCCUACGACCUGAACCCCUCCAGCACCGGCAUGAGGAGGACACUGCCCAGCACCUCGUCCAGCGGGAGCAAACGGCACAAGUCAGGGUCCAUGGAGGAUGACAUCGACACCAGCCCUGGGGGCGAGUACUACACCUCCUCCAACUCCCCCACCAGCAGCAGCCGCAACUGGACAGAAGACAUGGAAGGGGGCAUCUCCCCCACCGUGAAGAAGACAGAGAUGGACAAGUCCCCCUUCAACAGCCCAUCGCCCCAGGACUCCUCGCCCCGGCUGAGCAGCUUCACGCAGCACCACCGUCCCGUCAUUGCCGUGCACAGUGGUGUGUGUCCCCUUUUGCUGUCACCUGCAGGUAUCGCCCGAAGCCCGCACCCAUCGUCUGCGCUGCAUUUCCCCACCACCUCCAUCCUUCCCCAGACGGCCUCCACCUACUUCCCGCACACGGCCAUCCGGUACCCGCCUCAUCUCAACCCGCAGGACCCGCUCAAAGAUCUCGUCUCACUGGCCUGCGACCCGUCCAACCAGCAGCCCGGACCGUUAAAUGGAAGUGGUCAAGUGAAAGUGCCCAGCCACUACCUGCCCACGCAGAUGCUGGCGCCGCCACCUCCCCCUGGCAUGCCCCGCUUGGCCGUCUCUCCUGACACCAAAUCUACCACGACAACUUCCGAGGGAGGGACGACCUCGCCGACAUCACCCACCUACUCUGCACCAGGCACGCCCCCUGCGAACCGUUCCUUCGUGGGAUUAGGACCAAGGGAUCCUGGGAGUAUCUAUCAGGCACAGUCCUGGUACCUGGGAUAACCGCCGCCGUGCCGCCCCUUCGCCUCCCUUCUCCUCUGCUUUAGGCACCCCCAGAGGAACAUCCCCGUCCCCGAGCACCAGGCCCAGCCUUGCGGUGACGACGGAGAGCGCGGCCUCACGAUGACGACGACGACGACAAGCAAAACCCACACCCGAAGGAAAGAGCGAGGAAAAGGAAGAAGGAAAAGGGUCAAACUGUUUAAAAAAGGAAAAAAACAAAAAACAAAACGACAACCCAUCCCAGGAGGACCUUUCCCCCCACCCCGGCGAUGCGCCACAAAACAAAGAAACAGAAAAAAAAAAAAAAAAAGAAAGAAAAAAACACUAUUAUUUACCCUGUCGGCCGGCGCCGCGCUGAGACCUGACACAAGUCGUGCCAGCAAUGCCUCCCRGAGCGGCUGCAGGGCCGCGGCGCCGAGCCCCGCCGGCCGCUCGCCGGAUAUGCAAACGGCUUUGACUCUCUCGUUCUUGCCUCUAUGUGAGUAGAAAACAUCAAAACCUCCCCCGCCGACMCCCCCAGCCCCACGCAGACUCUCGGGGGGCCCCGGGACUGGGGUGGAGUGCGGCGGGGCGGGGUGGGGGAGCCCCUCCUGCCGCUGGAGCCCCGCGGACCGGGCGCACUCGCGGUCGCGGCGGGUGAWGCACCGUGCUGGGCAAGCGCCUCGGGGAUGGGUGCUGCAGUGACGCGGUGGCACGGAGACGUGGUGGCACRGUGGCUCCAGCGGGUGGCACAGGAGGAGGGGGCUUGUGGCCACAGAGGGUGCACGGGCACGGCCAGAGAUGGUCGCAGCGGCGGUGGCACCUCGGUUCCCACGGGGACGCGGUAUCGGGACUCUCCCACCACGGCCCCAAACGUCACAGCAGUGGUGGCACCCUGAUUCCAACGGGCACACGGCGUGGGGACUGUCGCAGCCCUGCCCCGAUGGUUCCCAGGAGCCACCGUCGCGCUGGGGCACUGGUCACCGUCUCUCUGUUCGCCUUUCUCCCCCGAGCCUGCACCAACCCCGGCCCCGUGUGUUCCCACACGUGUCCCCGUCCCCCGGCGUGUCCCCGCACCCCGGGGCUCUGUGGGGCUGGGGAGGCGUGCGUCCGUGUGUUUGAGCUAUGCAUUCCUGUGGACAGGUACCAGGUGGGAGGCAGGAGAGGUGCGCUCGUGUUGCACAUUUUGUAGGAAAUGCACUUUUAAGAGGGAAUCGUCAAAAAAAAAAAAAAAAAAAAAAAAAAAAAAAAAAAAAAAAAAAAAAAAAAUAAAAAAAAAAAAAAAAAAAAAAAAAAAGAAAGAAAAAGAAGAAAAGAAAACAAAAUCACAAAAAAGGAGGAAGAGGAGGCGGAGGAGGAGGUGGAGUCCCUGGCACUGGCUUGCCAGGACGACUCGUUUGGGGUUUUUGGGUUUGUUUUUUUUUUUUUUUUUUUUUUUUUUUGGAUACAAAAGGAUGGAGCAAAGAAGCCCCGAGGGAGGGCGAGGGCAGAGCCAGCCCCAUGGAGCCCCCUGGAGUCCCCCGGAGCCCCCGGCCCCGCGUCAAGUGCCUGAACUGCGGCGGGGAGGGGUUCCAGCCCCCCCGGAGGAGCCCCUGGCCAAGGGCAGCACGGGAGGAAGCGCUCGGCCGUCCCCGUCCCAUGCGGUGACAGUGUGGCCGGGAAGGGGACGCAGGGACGUGGCAGUGCCUUAGAGCAGAGGGACCCUCGCGACGGCCGAGGCGAGGAGGAGGAAGAGGACGAAGGUACCCGUUAUCCCCAGUGAGAUGAGGAGACUGCUCCCCGAAGGAUCUCCGGCCCAGGGGACUCCCGAAGGGUGCUGAUGGAGAGAAGCCACCGUGGGAUGUCCAGGAGUUGGGGAUGUCACCGAGGCCACCRCCGCCACCCKCCUGGCCCCCUCCCCUGGCACCCAGAACCGCCCCCAGGACCACCGGCAUCGCAUCCCCCAUCCCAGUGGCCCCCACUUCCCCCCGCUUCCCACCCCCCUGGGACGGCGCAACGAGGCACCGGGGAAAGGGCUGACGCAGGAAAUCCCGAGAGACAGAAAAAUAAUCAAAAAGGACAAGAAAAAAAGAAAACCAACACAAAAAAAAAAAAAAAGAAAAAAAAAAAAAAAAAAAAAAAAAGACAAAUAAACUGCAUGGUGCUUUAACAGGAUCUGGUGACCUGGCUCAACCCAGCCGCGGCUGGCUGAUGCUGUGCAUGGCAGACUCUAUUAACCGGCUCUACCUUCCCCUUCAGCAAAAGAGAAAAAAAAAGAGGAAAAAAAACAAAAAAAAAUCUGUAUAAAAGAAAAAAAAAAGCCGUAAAAAAAAACACACAAGAAAAAAAAAUCCAUGUUUUCCUAAUUUGCACGAAAUUUUAUACCACAUGAUGUGCCUUGCCUUCGAAGCCUAAGUAUUACUGGACCCGAUAUCAGUGCGAGGGAGUCGCUGCAUGCCCGGGGCUCCCGGGGGGCCGGGGGGGCCGGGGGCCGCCGCCCCCCCCUCGCCUCCUGCAUGGCUUCUUCUCGGCCGGAAAAGUCCCUUUUUCUCUCUAUUCUUCUUCUUUUUUAACCGAUUUUCCCCCUCAGAAACGUCUUCCAGUUGGUAAUACCGAUGCAUCCUCUGCGCCAACACACCGGAAUAUGCAAUAGCUGCGGGGGGGGCCGGCCGGGGGGGGCGGCCACCCCUUUGCUUUGCCUCUCUUUUCUUUGUUUUCCUUCCCUUUUGGGGGGUUUUUAUUUGUUUUUUUCUGCUUCCAGCAACCAAAGGCAGCGAGGCGGGAGGCGGCAGGGACCCCCGGGCCACGGAACACUCGGGGGGACGCAGUGUCCGGGCGCGGCAGGACAGACGGGGAUGUGCUGGGGUCCGUGCGGGGAGGAGCAGGGCUGGAGACCCGCAGGGCUGACCCUUAUGGGGGGGCCACAGGGUCCCAACCCCCCUCAGAGGACCCCCCGCUUUUUAAUUGGUUUUCAAUGGGGCGCAGGGCCAGGAGGGCUGAGCCCAGCUGCUCUCGUGACAGGAAUGGAACCGUGUGAAUGUACUGUGCCCCCCCCGGGCUGGUGUCAGGGAGGGUCACAGACUCCCCCCAACCUCCACCCCAUCGGCUUCAUCCCCGGGGGUCCGGCAGGCGCAGCAGGGAAUGGCAGGAGGUGCCUUCUCGCCGCCUCUCCUUGCUGUGCCCGCUGCCGAGCAGGGGCCCGACACCCCCAAAAACCCCAGAAUUUGCCUUAAAACCCCAGCGUUCCGCCGGCCGGAGAGACCCACCCCAUCCCCCCAACCUCCCUGAGGCUGAGGACUGACGCGGGUCGUGACACCGGUGGGUCGGUGGCACCGGCAUCGCUGCUGCUCGGGCAUGAAGAAACGUCGUCGUCAACAGAGGGUUUUUUUGUUUGUUUGUUUGUUUGUUCGUUUGUUUGGGUUUUGUUUUGUUUUGGGGGCUUUUUGUUGUUUUUUUGGGUUUUUUUUUUGUCCAAAAGUAUUAGUUAGGGGUGGUSGCGUCCCGCCGGGUUUCGCCCACAGUUGAGGCUGGUUCGAGGGUCCCAGACCCUUGGGAGGAGCCUUGGGAGACGCUUCUUUAUGCAAGGUGCAGUAUUGAUUUCUGCAAGGACAAUGCAAGGCGGGAGCGGGGGCGGCGUCCAGCUGCGGGGGAAGGAAUGAAAACUAGAAUUUUUUUUAAAAAAAAAGAAAAAAAAAAAAAAAAAAAAAAAAAAAAAAAAAAAAAAAAUAAAAAAAAAAAAAAAAAAAAAAAAAAA
Messenger RNA from Malurus melanocephalus (red-backed fairy wren), 5880 nucleotides. RefSeq names its product nuclear factor I C (gene NFIC). The record is from RefSeq and is a predicted model, not a curated record. Gene Ontology annotation, cellular component: nucleus. The transcript has 12 exons. The coding region runs from base 603 to 2168 and encodes 521 amino acids. Gene Ontology annotation, molecular function: DNA-binding transcription factor activity, RNA polymerase II-specific; RNA polymerase II cis-regulatory region sequence-specific DNA binding. Gene Ontology annotation, biological process: regulation of transcription by RNA polymerase II. Lineage: Eukaryota; Metazoa; Chordata; Aves; Passeriformes; Maluridae.